Molecule: messenger RNA, 1532 nt
Organism: Malaya genurostris
Lineage: Eukaryota; Metazoa; Arthropoda; Insecta; Diptera; Culicidae
Product: spidroin-2-like
Exons: 5
Coding region: 547-1470 (307 amino acids)
Source: RefSeq, a predicted model, not a curated record
AAUAAACAGUAUUGGGUGAAGUGCGACGACGAACAGAACUUAGUUCGUAUUUACUAACUUGCUAUCGAGUUCAUCUUCAUGUUUAAAACCUGAUAUGUUAAAAUUAGUGACACGGCAGAAGUAAUAUUAUAGCGCACGCCCCACUUCGAUAAACCGCAUCCCCCGACAACGGCAGCUCCGGAAAAACAUCGACUGUGGCAGUUUGCCGAAAAGUUACAUGUGCCGCUAUUACCAUCGCAGCCAUCCCGACAGCAGCAACAACGACUCCCGCGGCAAUAGAAGAUCCAUCGUCAUUCACUGAAACUACGCAUCCCGAAAAACCACACGCUGCAGUGUUCCGUCUACCCCCAUAACGAGCUAUAUAGUAGAACUAAUGCAAUUUGUGCCGAAUAGGAAGUAACUCGUUAUUAAAACUAUAAGAACAGGAUUGCUGUUGCGCUAAAUAUCCAUCAGGAAUCUCCAGUUACAGCAGAAAUUGGUAGCGGACGAAGGAGGAGAGCAGCCAAAUUUAGCUGCAGGUUGCCAAACGUACACGAAACCAUUGCGAUGAACACCAAAUAUGCCAGAGCACUGAUGCUCAAAUCAGGCUACUUAUUCGUUGUGAUGCUUGUAUCAAUCAAUGCUGAGGAAAAAUGGUCCUGGUCGAAGAAUGAUGCUGUCGUUGGCAAUAACAACCUAGGCAACGGGAAUAACGACAAGCUUAACGUACGAAGUGAUGUUAUUGAGUUUCAAGAGCCGAAACGUUUCAAUGAUGACAUCAAAGACUACAGACAGGGGCGGUAUGAAGUAAAAGAAUCUGCCACCAAAAAACCAUACUCGGGUCGACCACUCAGCGAUGAGUUCUCGGGUGAAGAGAACAGUAACAAGCCAAGCGAUUUCGGAUUAAACCAACGAUUUGGUGGCCUAAAUAACGGGCAGUAUCCGAUCAAUCCGUAUGGAAUAAAUCCAGGAUAUGGGGGUGGAAAUCCAUACUUUGGCGGUGGAGGAGGUAUCGGUUACCCGCAGCAAGGAUUUGGUGGGUACUAUGGUGGUGCAGGAUAUGGCGGUGCUAAUGGAAUUCUAGUUGGUCCUGAAGGGCCAACAGGUAUUAUUGGUCGGCCAAACAAAGGGUAUCCAGGAGGUUACCCCGGUGGAGGCUAUGGACCAUACGGAAACAACUUUGGUGGAGGAUAUGGAGGCCACAACGGAUUUAGUAAUCAGGGUGGUUUCGGUCGUCCUGGAGGAUUUUACCCUCAAGCAGGAAUUGGUGGUUAUCCAGGCGGUGGCUAUUAUGCUGGCCAAGGAGGUUAUGGACCCGGACAGUUCGGAUCAGGUCCAUUUGGAGUUGGCCAGUUCGGCCCGGGACAGUUCAAUCCAGGACAAUUUGGGUCAGGGCAGUAUCGACCUGGGGGUUUCGGAGGGGGCCCAUUUGGUCCUCAGUUUGAUCAAGCGAAACAAUCAACCAAAAAAAUCGAAAAGAAAUCUAUCUAACAUCCAUGUGCUCUGUUGUUUUGUGAUAUCUCUGAGUUGAAUAAAUAAUCUGUUGAACUUUA